AUGUGCAAACGUUCUACAGCUAUGCACUCGCAGCCCGCAUCCAAGAACGAUUCCUUAGAUACGGCCGCUUGCUCCCACAGAGAUUCCCCGCGCUCCUUCCGCUUAUCUACUGGCUCGGAGUCUCUGUCGUCUUCCUCGUGCCUCACCCGCGCGCUGGAGCCGGUGGAUGAUUGCCUGCUCCCGUCGCAGCUUUUGACCUCUGCCUUUCGGGCUUUGCUCGUGCACGCUGCUCUGAGCAUGCCGAAGGCAACUGAAGCGCUGUGCGCGCGCUGUCGGCGCCACAGCUGGAGCUCUCUCAGAUAG
This is a messenger RNA of Prorocentrum cordatum, 303 nucleotides long. Lineage: Eukaryota; Dinophyceae; Prorocentrales; Prorocentraceae. The record is from the annotation of a GenBank genome assembly.